CGUGAAAGAACUAAGUGAACUGUUGCGAAUCUUUCGACGACGAAGAAGAUGCAACGAGCUAGUCGUAUUUUGACCAUGUGAAGCUCUCUUAUUCGCGCUCCAGAAUUGGUGACUGUGUUUUUCGGGAAUUUUGUUAGGUUAUAGAAUAUUGCAUACAAACUAUUCGACAUUUUGUUUGAAUGAAACAAUGCAAUUAUUGUCUCUUAUGCGGAAGACUGGUAAUUUUGAUGUGUUCGCUCAUAUCCCAUUUGUGAAAUCAGGAUCUAGAUGGAUUCUUUUCAAACAAAAAUCGAGUGGAGGAAGGAGACCCAAGAAGAAAAUCUACCACAGGGUCUACGAACUUGACAAAGUGAUGGACUCAGGUAAAAAGCCAUCCUUAAUCUUACAGUUGAAGUCUAUCAUUCAAUCACAGAAGCACCAAUAUCUUCUUCUCAGGGACCUUGAAAAACAAGUUGGGUUUGUUCAGAAAUGGAAUUUCAUGGCAAUCAUGGAGAAGUAUCCUUCUAUAUUUCACGUUGGGGGUGGCAAAAGAGAGCUUCCUUUUGUUUCACUUACCGAAAAGGCCAAGAAGAUAGCAGGUGAAGAAGCUGAAGUGAGAAAAUUAAUGGAAUCUAUGUUGGUCAGGAAUCUGAGGAAGCUGUUAAUGAUGUCUGUUGAUUGUCGAGUACCGCUGGAAAAAAUCGAAUUCAUACAAUCCGAAUUGGGUUUGCCUCAAGAUUUCAAGAACGCAUUAAUCCCCAAAUACCCAGAAUAUUUCUCCGUUAAAGAUUUAAAUGGCAGAGCUUAUCUUCAUCUGGAGAACUGGGAUUCAUCACUUGCAGUAACGGCGCGCGAGGAGAGAUUAGCGCGACUAGGAGAAUUUCAAACCGGUUGCAGCGGAAAGAAAGUUAAGAUAUCCAAAGAUGGUAACUUUCUGGGGCGUUUCGCAUUCAAAGUGUGUUUUCCAUCUGGGUUUAGACCGAACAUGAGUUAUCUUGAUGAACUCGAGAAAUGGCAAAGAUUGGAAUUUCCCUCUCCCUACUUGAACGCCCGAAGAUUUGACACUGCAGAUCCAAGAGCUCGCAAACGAGUUGUCGCUGUACUCCACGAGCUCCUCAGUUUAUCAAUGGAGAAGAGACUGACAUCUGCACAAAUCGAUGCUUUUCGUUCUGAGUAUUUCUUGCCAUCUAAGUUACUACUUUGCAUGAUAAAGCAUCAUGGUAUUUUUUACAUUACAAACAAAGGUGCAAGAAGCACUGUGUUCCUUAAAGAGGCUUAUGAUGGAUCGAAUUUGAUGGAUAAGUGCCCCUUAUUGUUGUUUAACGAUAAAUUUAUAGGUCUUAUUGGUCGGAGAUACAUAUCUUUGGAUGAUGGAGUGCAUUCUCCACAUAGUCUAACCUAAAAAUGUAUUGAAAGAUAGAUAAAAUAUUCAUUUUGUUUGUAGUGAUUUUGAAAGUUUUGAAAUUCAUGUCCUUAAUAUUCUUUAAUCUUCCUGUUUGAUAAGGUUGUAGACUACUUGUAAAUGAUCUUGUGGGUCAAGUAUAGAGGUCUUUUUAAUAUGUAAUAGACUAUAUGUAAACAAAUGAGUUAUU
Molecule: messenger RNA, 1571 nt
Organism: Carica papaya (papaya)
Lineage: Eukaryota; Viridiplantae; Streptophyta; Magnoliopsida; Brassicales; Caricaceae
Product: Ubiquitin carboxyl-terminal hydrolase family protein
Molecular function (GO): RNA binding
Source: RefSeq, a predicted model, not a curated record